Rosa rugosa (rugosa rose) is the source of this 2598-nucleotide messenger RNA. RefSeq lists its product as uncharacterized. NCBI's taxonomy places the organism in Eukaryota, Viridiplantae, Streptophyta, Magnoliopsida, Rosales, Rosaceae. The coding region runs from base 1485 to 2348 and encodes 287 amino acids. The transcript has 8 exons. The record is from RefSeq and is a predicted model, not a curated record.
UUGUUGAAUGUGAAUGUGUGUUUUAGAAUGAGAAGAGAAGGUGUUUAUAUAGGGAAGAAAAAGAAGAGUGAAAUGAUGAGUGGAAGAAAAAUAAUGAAAGUGGAAUAUGAAAGUGAUUUGUAAAAUAUGGAAAAGAUAGAGAAAUGAUGAAAUGAAAGCAAGGCAUGAAGGUGCAAAAACAUGGAAGUGAUGAUGAUCUAUUAAAGAGAUUGUCUUGAAAAAUAUAUCCAAGGAAAAGAAGAAAAGCAUCUAGCUUUCUUCAUGUGGGUAGGAAACAUGAACAUGUGAAUAUUGAGCUGGUUUUAGGUCAGUUUCUGCCCCUUUAUUCCUUCAAUUAUUUCUCCAACAAGACUUCAGAAUGAGCUUUCGACUUCUUCAUAAAAAAUGUUCCACUAUGAGUGUAGAUCACCCUGGUAAAAUUUCAGAGCUUUUCAUAUAGUGGUUGGGCCGGAAACGCUGCUGGACCUCUUACAGGUCCAGUUUUCCAGUUUUGCUUCUGUAGAAAAUUGGACUGAUUGUUUGAAGGCCUUCCACUCAAAACAAUCUCUGGCACUCUUCAUAAGAAAUGAUCAUGUGAAUAUUGAGCUGGUUUUAGGUCAGUUUCUGCCCCUUUAUUCCUUCAAUUAUUUCUCCAACAAGACUUCAGAAUGAGCUUUCGACUUCUUCAUAAAAAAUGUUCCACUAUGAGUGUAGAUCACCCUGGUAAAAUUUCAGAGCUUUUCAUAUAGUGGUUGGGCCGGAAACGCUGCUGGACCUCUUACAGGUCCAGUUUUCCAGUUUUGCUUCUGUAGAAAAUUGGACUGAUUGUUUGAAGGCCUUCCACUCAAAACAAUCUCUGGCACUCUUCAUAAGAAAUGAUCCUUGGGCUGUCUAGAAUGGAUCUGGAAAGUUUCAGCACAUUUCGAUUUCAUUUGGUUAGUCUGCCACCCCUCCUUCCUUGUGUAGCUCGGUUUUUUCCUAGCCGAAGUAGGAAAAUAUGCUAAAGUUGACUUGUCAUACUUCCAUAGUAGGCUUUAUUUAGCCUCUAAAUAUAUAUUUUGAGCUUGUCGACAAUAUAUAGCUUGAGCCACUGAUAUUGGCUCAAUUUCUCCAAGACGUGCCUUGUCAGGCCAAAAUGUUCAUUUUGGGUCCAAACAAAACCCUGGUUUCCUGUACACGGCAAACCAGGCCAACUGCCAAUCAUAGCCAAAACCAUCAAUACUCAUCAUUCAGUUUCCUUACCAACUAUGGGCAGCGAGAGUGUUUAUUUCAUGGCCCAUGCCAUAUGAAGUCACUGUUAAUUCCCUACGUACACUACUAAGGUGACACGGGCUUGACACAACAUAUGGUCAUAUAGACUGUUUUAUCAUUCUCUAAACUUUUUUUUUAUCUUUUCUCUAUUUAGGAUCCGAUUGAAUGCAUAUGGGCGUUUAUUUUUUUUCCUUCUUUUUUUUCAUCCAGAAAGGGUGGUGUAAAAGACAAAAUACAAAAAUAGUAUUUUUUGAAUGCAUAUGGACUUUAAAAAUACAAAAUUAACAUCGAGGAAAGAAAAGAAAAAAGGAUGGUAUGAAAGUUUUUCAGGAUUGCGGACCAGGAAACGACUGAACCCUGAAAAGACUUGUAAAUUCCGCCAACAAAAAAGAAAAGAAUUUAUGAGUAUGUUUAGGCGUAAUUGCUUGAACGCGUUGAGAUCUGUGAGACGUCUCAGCCAUCUCCGAUUUCGAAAUUAUGCAAGCUGCGGCUGUGUCGGAGAUGCCCCCGCAAAAUUUGGGUGUUCGGUUGUGGCCCCGAAAGACCAUGUUUAUGUGAUUGAGCGUUUUGAUGAGGACUGGGAGACUCUCAUGCCUGGAGAAUCAGUGUUCCUGUUUCCCAUGAUGGAUAAAAUUGCUCAUGUGCUGUGUUCCAACGAGAAGCAGCUUAUAGUUCCUGACCACACAGUUUUCACCAACGACCUUUGCCCAGUCACAAUUAGUGGUCUGAUUUCUCUCAAGAUUGAGGAUGCUCUGCGGGCCUCGUAUCUUCCUGAACAUCCUAUGGCUACAGCUAUUAGGCGUGCCCAGACUGCCAUGCGUUCUGCGGUUGGGAGAGUGGCUUAUGAUAACUUAUAUCUCGAAACACGAUACAUCAACAAUUUCAUAUUGGACGAACUCGACAAUAGAUUCCUCAUACUGGGCUUGAGGUGUCUUCAGUUUGAUAUAAAGCUUCCGCAGGAGGUGCUAGAAGGAAUGGAUAUCCGUGCAGCAGUCAAACGCAUCAAAGGCAUCGAUGGCGUAAUUCUUGAUGAGUCUCAGAAAGAAGAGCUACACGGCCUUUACCAAGCCUUGUCAAAGAAUGUUGAGGAAACCAGUGGGACAUUUGCUGCUGCUUGAGUAAUGUUGCCAAACAGGAUAUUGAAAUGGCAGGUUGACUUCAGGAAUUGAUUUGUCAGGAUUGGAACCUAUUAUUUCCAUUUAAAUCGUUAUCCAGUUAAUGGUGAAUGGUUUUAAGUGGAUUAGGAAAGUGAGACUGGAGUUCUUGUUUCAAUUCUCGGAUGCUUAUGUCUCUAUGUUGAUACUUAUUUUCAUUUCUUCGGAACUGUUUCCAAAUCUUCCAAUAGAAAAAUGUGGGGACUCUGGAUCA